Molecule: messenger RNA, 716 nt
Organism: Medioppia subpectinata
Lineage: Eukaryota; Metazoa; Arthropoda; Arachnida; Sarcoptiformes; Oppiidae
Source: the annotation of a GenBank genome assembly
UUGCUAACAAUCUUAACAAUAUUUCUUUUAAAUCUAUUGACAGAAUCGGAAGCAAUGACUAUAAAUAACGAAACGAUUGCCAAUGAUUUACAGCAAAUCGAUUUAUACGAGAGAGACAUUUGCGAGAAUAUAACACACGUGGACUGUAUUGAGCUGCAGAAGGUGUACACUGAAUACCAGUCGGCUCUGGAAGCCGGCGAUUAUGUGUGCAAAACACUAUUACAAGAUCCAGACCAUAGAGAUCCAGAACUUUUGGCCAUAAAGUCUAUGAAAUUGGAGAAAUUGCGCGAAACUGAGGCCAAUCUGAGGCCAUUGAUUGAAAAACAUCCGGCACUUCGGGUCGUACUUCUGGACGACUUUCUAAUUAAUGUGAGACACGCCAAAGCUGUUGUCUUCAAUAAAGAGAUCCUCUUUCCCACCACUACUGCCAAACCUUAGCUGUGAAAAGCCGUCAAUUGGUUUACGAUUUGCUCAUUUCAGUGUCAAUAAUAUUAAUAUUUAUUAAUUAAUUUUUUACAUUUAAUAUAAAUUUAUUUUGUUAUCUUUUCCUGUUUUUUUCAAGUGUUUCAAUAAUUUGUCAAAAAUUGUAGUCAAAAAAGUCAAAUAGUUAUUCCUAAUGAUAUUCAAUGGGCGAUAAAAAUAGGUCGACAUUUUCAUAUGGAUUAUUGCCGUGUCUUCACGCCUGAUAUACUUCACGUCUGUAAUGAUAGUUAUUU